Molecule: messenger RNA, 2247 nt
Organism: Ornithorhynchus anatinus (platypus)
Lineage: Eukaryota; Metazoa; Chordata; Mammalia; Monotremata; Ornithorhynchidae
Product: neutrophil collagenase-like
Exons: 10
Coding region: 103-1497 (464 amino acids)
Biological process (GO): extracellular matrix organization; collagen catabolic process; proteolysis
Cellular component (GO): extracellular matrix
Molecular function (GO): zinc ion binding; metalloendopeptidase activity
Source: RefSeq, a predicted model, not a curated record
AAUCAACUGAAAAAUAACUGGUAAAGGACAUUGCAGAGAGACAUUUUCAUCCAGGAGACUGGAAGACCGUUUCAUUGAACAAAGGAGCUGAUAAAGACAAGGAUGAAGGGUUUUCCAUUUCUUUUGCUGCUCCAAGCCCAGUUCUCCCAUGCUUUCCCUGCAGUGUCCAAAAUGCAAGAGGAGGAAAAAAUGACAUUUGCUGUGAAUUAUCUAGAACGUUUCUACAAUCUGAGAAACAUGAAAUGGAAGUUUAUGAAGGAUGGGGAUGCAGUCGUGGAGAAGAUCGAAGAAAUGCAGGAAUUUUUCGGCCUGGAAGUGACUGGGGAACUUGAUGAGGCAACGCUGGAGGUGAUGGCAAAGCCCAGAUGUGGGGUGCCAGAUGUGGCUCUCUUCGAGGUCCUGCCGGGAAACCCCAAGUGGAAAUCCAAUGCCCUUACUUACAGGAUCCUAAACUACAUCUCAGAUAUGUCCCAAGCUGACACAGAUGAAGCAUUUAAGAAGGCGUUUCAACUCUGGAGUAAUGCCUCCCCCCUGACGUUCUCCAAGAUCAACGAGGGAGAUGCCGACAUAAUGAUUUAUUUUGCCCGUAGAGAUCAUGGGGACAAUUCACCUUUCGAUGGACCCAAUAACAUCCUGGCUCAUGCAUUUCAGCCAGGUCGGGGUAUUGGUGGAGAUGCGCAUUUUGACGCAGAUGAGACUUGGACUAAAGGCUCUAAAGGUUAUAAUUUGUUCCUUGUCGCCGCCCAUGAGUUUGGCCAUUCCCUGGGUCUUUCCCACUCAACCGAACCUGGGGCACUGAUGUUUCCCACCUAUGCCUUCUCGGAUCCCAAAACGUUCUCUCUUUCUCAGGAUGACAUUAAUGGUAUUCAAUCCAUCUAUGGUUUAUCACCUAACUCUGUCCAACCAACGGGAUCCUCUGCACCCAAAGCUUGCGACCCCAGAUUGACAUUUGAUGCCAUCACCACUCUCCGGGGCGAAAUUAUUUUCUUUAAAGACAAAUACUUCUGGCGCAAGCAUCCUCAGAUGACAUCGGUCGAAUUCAAUUCCAUUUCUCUAUUUUGGCCGACGCUGCCAGAAGGCAUUCAAGCUGCUUUUGAGGACAAGGAAAAUGAUGUGGUUUUUCUCUUUAAAGACAGACAAUACUGGGCUCUCAGUGGAUAUGACGUACUUCCGGGUUAUCCCAGGGACAUAUCCCUGUUUGGCUUCCCGAGAACCAUUAGAAAAAUUGAUGCCGCUGUUUCUGAUAGUAGAACAAGAAAGACGUACUUCUUUGUAGAUCAACAGUAUUGGAGAUAUGAUGACCAGAGAAAAUCGAUGGAAGAAGGCUACCCAAAGCUUAUAGCAAAUGACUUCCUUGGGAUUGAAAAUAAAAUAGAUGCGGUGUUUCAGAUAAAUAGGUACUUCUACUUCUUUACUGGACCACAUCAAUACGUAUUUGAUCCUUAUUCCCGGAGAACCAUUGCCAUUAGGAGAAGCAAUAGUUGGUUUAAUUGUUGAAAACUGCGUCUUGGCUUGUUACCCUGUAGACCGUAAGCUCGUUGUAGGCAGGGAACCAAUUUAGUUGCAUUAUACUCUCCCACGUGCUUAGUCCAGUGUUCUGCACACAGUAAGUUCUCAACAAAUACAACUAAUCGAUUUCAUACGCAUUACCAAACAUGCUCAAUAAUUACCUUGUCAGCGUCAACUUUCAAAACAGUCAUCAUCUGUUAUUGUUCAUUUUUCUGAAAAAAACAUUCAGUCCAGGUUUCCCCGCUCCUCAAGAACCUCCAGUGGUUGCCCAUCCACCUCUACAUCAAACAGAAACUCCUCACCAUUAGCUUUAAAGCACUCAUUCAGGUCUCUCCCCGCUACCUUCCCUCACUGAUGGCUUACUACAACCUUACUGCACACUCUGCUCCUCUCACGUCAAAAUACUCUUUAUAUCUCCAACAAACCCUGGCCUAUUUUCUUCCUUGGUCCUGGAAGCACGCCCCUCCCGCUGCUUCAUAUCCAACAGUCCACCACUCUCCGUCUUUCAAAACCAUCCUAAAAUCCCAUCUCCUCUAAGUGGCCUGCACAGACUGAGCCCUUUAUUUCCUCUAUCCACUCUCCCCUCUGCACCAGCUACGCCAUUGGCUGUGAACCCCUUGAGCAUUUUGAUACACACCUCACCUCCACAAUACUUACAUAAAUAUCAUUAUGCUCUACUAUUUCCCUUGUCCCUAAUCUAUUUUAGCAUCUAUCACCCCAAAUAGAUUGUAAGGUCCU